CACAUAUAGCUGUUGACAAGGGAACACACUCAUAUUUCAGCAGGCCGGCACACCUCUCUCUUUGCUUUGGGAGGAGUCAGGGAGGCUGUUUACAUCCAUUUGACUUCAUACAGCCACUUAAGAUUAGUUAUAAGAGGAAAAAGAUUACUGCAGCACUCACCGACCCUGAGGUGCGGACCUGCGAGAUGCACUGCUAUGGGGACUUGGUCAGCUAUCUCAGCUAUGGGAUGAUCCUGACAGGACUCUGGCACCUGGUCCGUCACAGGACGACACAGACCUCCUAUGGCCGCCACAUGGGAUUCCCACCUCCGGCUCGGAUGGUCCCAGCGAGACUAGCCUGGUUCCUCCAGGAGAUGCCAGCCCUCUUGAUCCCCCUACUUUUAAUGCUCACCUCAUACAAACCCUCCAGUGUGGGGAAGUACCAGCUGCUUGGCUCCUUUUGCGUGCACUACUUUCAAAGGACAUUUGUUUAUUCACUCCUGACCAGAGGAAAGCCUUUCCCACUUGAUGUGAUGGUGGCGGCAGGUUUCUUCUGCUCUCUGAAUGGUUUCCUGCAGGGACACUACCUGCUGCACUGUGCCCAGUUUGAUGAUGAAUGGUCAGCUGACUACCGCUAUAAAACUGGUUUACUGCUGUUUUACAUUGGAAUGGCCAUCAAUAUACACAGUGACUAUAUUCUUCGCAACUUGAGAAAACCAGGGGAGGAAGUUUACAAGAUUCCUGCAGGAGGUCUGUUUGAAUAUGUGUCUGGUGCCAACUACUUAGGAGAGAUAGUGGAGUGGUUUGGCUAUGCUGUCGCAACCUGGUCCCUUCCAGCCCUCUCCUUCGCUGUGUUUAGCCUGUGUUUUAUUGGACCGCGGGCCUACUACCAUCACAGGUUUUACCAAGAGCAAUUCAAAGACUAUCCCAAGUUACGAAAGGCUUUGAUUCCAUUUGUCUUCUGAGCAGAGAGUGGAAGACAAGGACAGGUCUCUGCUAUCCUAAUUUUAAACAGAAAUUACACAAAUCUGUUUUGAUUUUGCCUGCAGUUGUUACUAUAUUGUAUUCUACACAACCAUUCUUAUAUUACAGAUUCAUUGUUCAUCUCUUUCUGUACACACUGCUAUGGAAGAAACACACUGAAUAACUUUGUUGAAAGAGAUUUUUUUUCACUAAAUGUUCAAAGUUACAUAACAAAAAUAACAUAGAUCAACGUCAUUACACUGAAUGUAACACGGUUCAGAUUUAAGUCUGACUGACAUUCUAUAACAAUAAGGUGUUAGUAGUGAGUGUACAGCUUGUAUAACAGUGUAAAUUUGCGGUCCCCUCAAAAUAACACAUCACACAGCCAUUAAUGUCUAAACCGCUGGCAACAAAAGUGAGUACACCCCUAAGUGAAAAUGUCCAAACUGGGCCCAAGUAGCCAUUUUCCCCAGAAUCAUGUGACUUGUUAGUGUUCUAAAGUCUAGUGUGUCUGUGAAUGGGGACCAGGUGCGUUAAAUUUGGUGUUAUCACUCUCACACUCCCUCAUACUGGUCACUGGACGUUCAAAAUGGCACUUCAUGGCAAAGAACUCUCUGAGGAUC
Micropterus salmoides (largemouth bass) is the source of this 1565-nucleotide messenger RNA. It is a transcript of the gene srd5a2b, whose product is annotated as steroid-5-alpha-reductase, alpha polypeptide 2b. Gene Ontology annotation, molecular function: 3-oxo-5-alpha-steroid 4-dehydrogenase activity. Bases 186 to 944 code for a protein of 252 amino acids. The transcript is spliced from 5 exons. NCBI's taxonomy places the organism in Eukaryota, Metazoa, Chordata, Actinopteri, Centrarchiformes, Centrarchidae. Gene Ontology annotation, biological process: steroid biosynthetic process. The record is from RefSeq and is a predicted model, not a curated record. Gene Ontology annotation, cellular component: membrane.